GAGCUGAACGCUCGCAGCUAAUAGCACAGUCUCUAUGACUGCUCAAAAUUCAAAAUGGUUGUAAAAGAAAUUUCGUUAUUUAUUGUGUGUUUAAUAAUCGAAGAUGUUGUUCCCUUAAGUUUUCCUGGACCGCGUGUUUAUGUCGUGACGCCAUCACCUCGACCUUUUCAAGCAAAUCGUGACAACUCUGGCCCAUUUUACUACCACAACUGGAUGAGACGAAUGGAUUCAGAACCGAAUAUCACAACCACCACGACAACGGAAGCACCUAAAGUCAAGACGCCUGAUCUGAUUUUUGCAGAGUUCGAGUCUGGUAAUACAAUGCAGAAGUCAAUAAGGAAGCUGUUAGAAAAGGAACGAAUUGAUUCAACAUCAACAACUACUACACCACGGCCGAUUUAUAUUCCCGAAAAUGAUGAUAGCAAGGUAACUCGAGUAGUUAAUUAUGGAUUACCGGUGUCAACUCCAAGUAAAGAACUAGAACUUCCGGUAUUCCAGGAAAAUGAGCAGGAAGUUGAUUACAAUCCUGAUUUAUACGAUUUGCCUGUAAAUAUUAAUAAGGCAGCCACAUCUUCAACAACGAAAACAACUACAACUACCAAAACGCCAGUUAAUGUAGAGAAUAUUUGGCAUGUAAUUGACAACGAAAAGUUAAAUCAAUAUACAGGCAAUUGGAAUGAAGUUCCCGUAGCUCCAGAAUAUACUAUGAGUGGAAAAAACAACAAUAACAGUGGUUACGAUGGUGAAGAAGAUAAAGCUGCGACACCAGAUGAAUCAAUUAACAAUUCAGAUGGCACUGAAGACCAUGAUGAUAUAUUGAAAAUCGAUGAUAACUUUGCUUUACCAGGAUUCGGAACGAACCCUGGUAGUGGCGCCGAGAAUGAAUCAAGAGCUAUUCGCACUGAACCGAAUAUUCGAUUCCCUUAUAUUAAUUUGAAACCAUUUCAAAUGAAGAAAUUGAAUAAACCAGAUAUAGAUGCAUUUUCUAACAGCAAAUCAGGAAAUAACCUUUACACAAGCCUGGAUAAUUUCUUUGAUUUGAAGAAUCCUGUUCGAGGUGAAGCACAAGACAUUAUCCCGAUGAAACAACCUAUUGACCGUUAUAACCCAGCCCAGCCAUAUCUGCCUCAGUAUAAUAAAGUAAUGAAGCAGUCAAGUCCAGUUUAUGCACCGCCAAAAGCCACAGCCAAUCUAGUACCGCCACCACCACCCCAACCACCAAAGAUAACUGGAAAUGACUUCCCAGCUCCGUCCACUUACGAUUCAUUCCCACCAUACGCACCAUCUAGUCCUAACUUUGCUCAAGAUAGUAUUCCAUCGAGUCCUGCUCAACCGGCACCAGCGCCACCAUCAUUAUCGGAAAUGUCUCCACCAGUUCAAGUGGUACCAUCCAUUAGUUCAUCACUUGAUUCUUAUUCAGAUCCAAGCAGCGAUGAUGAUCUGACGAUACCGACGAAUAUUGGUUAUAAUUAUAAGCAGCCGUCACCGCCAUCACAAUCAAUACCGCAAUUUCGGCCAACUUUACCACCAUUGGAAAAAUCACAAAUGGGCUACUCAUAUAAUAAACCUUCAAUGCCGGCACCAGUUCCAAGUGAUUCAGACGACUUUAAAGGAUACCAUUACUCCAAGCCUCAAGCCCCGACACUUGACUACCCACCGGCUGCUACAUACGAUUCUCCUCCAAGCUAUGAUCACUCAGGUCCACCGUCCGACCAUGACCGUCCUGAUCAUGAUUCAUACCAUGGAGAUAUGGAUGAUCAUGAUAUGGGCAUGGUGCCCCCACCUCCACCCAGUGACUCUAAACCGGAUUCCUACGGCGGGCCACCAGACCAUCACGACUUUCCAAGUGACUUCCCUAGCGACUUUCCAGGAGAUCUAAAGUUUCACCAUGACUUUGAUGAUCAUGAUCACUAUCAUUACCAUCAUCCAACAACAACCACGACCAGCACAACAGAAACGCCAAGAGUCAACAGAUUCAGUUACUAUUACUUAGGUAAAAAGUUGUAUUACCUGCCUUUGUAUUUCAGUGUCUACUUUAUCGUUUACGUUGGUGCGUUAAUUAUAAAGGCAGUCCUUCGUCACAAAAUUGUUUACCCCAACAGUUGGAGACCAAAUACGACGACUGCAUCAUUUUUCUCCAAGCGAUCUGUGGAUCAAUAUUUGUCGAAUGAAAAUCUACACGAAGUUACGGGGAAAGUUACUCAUGCUAUCGCGACGGCUGCUGAAAAAUAUUUGAAGAGCAAAAGUAAAUUAGAGUAAUCUGUAAACAAUUCAGUAGGUACUUACUACGAAGUCAUUAGCUUAUAUUUAAGUGUACAUAGAAAAUAAAUUUUAGAUUUAAGUUUAUUUACAUUUAGUGUUGAGAUCUUGACAUAUUUAAUUGAACCAAGCUGGACAUUUUCGGAUUAUUUGAAUAUUUGUCGAUUUUCCCAACAAUGAUUAACCGAAUAAAUAUUUAAAUUUCUAUAAA
This is a messenger RNA of Leptidea sinapis, 2470 nucleotides long. RefSeq lists its product as uncharacterized. The transcript has 2 exons. Lineage: Eukaryota; Metazoa; Arthropoda; Insecta; Lepidoptera; Pieridae. The record is from RefSeq and is a predicted model, not a curated record. Bases 55 to 2259 code for a protein of 734 amino acids.